Messenger RNA from Somion occarium, 4200 nucleotides. NCBI's taxonomy places the organism in Eukaryota, Fungi, Basidiomycota, Agaricomycetes, Polyporales, Cerrenaceae. The record is from the annotation of a GenBank genome assembly.
UCCGACCUUGUCUCCUUCUUUGAUGUUUGUUUUGCGAGAGCUUUUGCAUGCCUAAGGAUGCUUUACUGCAGAUAUGCUCCUUGUGUUAGCGAACCUCUCCCUCUGAUCUCCAGAGGCCUCAAACUGUAUGUUCCGCUCGAAACAGGUCAGAGACGUCCAAUUGGACAGGCAUUGUCAGCCUUGUACCAAUCAGAACAGUUCUCUUGUAUGUUUUCUGAUAUCGAGUACCUUUCCGGGGACACAAGAAUGAAGUUAUUAAUGUCGCCGAAGGAGCCGACUAUCGUCACAUCCCCGAAGGAGUGCCUUGGAGAGUUCUAUCGACGAGAAGAAUUCCGUUAGCGCGGUGACGAACAACGUUGGACGAGCAUCACCUCCAAGCGCCACCACUUUCGAUAUCGAGUCCUCGGCGCUGGAAGCUGCCAAUAGAACUGUCGUUGGAAAGAUUACAUCCAGAAAGGGCUAGAUGGUCCGUGGUGUCUCAGGCGCGAUGUGAAGGUCUCUUUCCAUCUCUUAGGGCAGACCAUGAUCUGGAUCCCCUGUGAACGAUGCGAACAUUGAGUGACGGACGAAGAGUGAUGCUCGAACGGGUGCAGUUCACUUUGCUAGUGCCAUCGAAUGGAACGGAGAAUAUUAUCGGACGCUGUGUCGGGGAAUCACAUCAUGGAAUUGUCCGUGUUGCAGUAUUUGGUGGCCUCCCAUACGUAUCCGCCGGCCUGCAGAUCCAGCGUCAGGAUUUAGGCAGGCCGAACAUGAGCUGAUUGGAGAUACGUGUGCAGACGUCCUGCCCUUGUCAGCCGCCAGUCAUCUCAUCCAAGAGUCAUCGAGUCGUUGCCGACCAAUAGGCACAGGAAGCUCAUUGAACGGUUUUUGUUCCCAUCUUGCGUGCUUUUCGCCCGCCCCGAGUGUUCUUGUGCCUGCACGAAUGUGGGGUCGGGAAUAGUAAGUAUGUCCCGCGGGAACGUCCAAGGCGAUGGAGCCAUGACAGAAACAUCAGGCCGUGUUGUCAAUCUAAAUGCCUGCUGUCUCCCAGCUUAUGGAAGACGAUUGCCCCCUUCGGAAUUUUCUAAUCGGCGUUGACAGUCCUAUAAGGAGAGCUCUGAUUUGCUACGCUUCCUACGGCUUCCUCGUUGAGUUCGUUGCGAGGAUAUUCGCUUGCCUUUGUACUUGUCCCUCUAGUACACCCACCAUUCUUUUAUUCCGAUGGACUACGAUGCCUUCGAUGCCCUCCUCCACCACAUCUUCAGACAGACUCAAGGCGAUGCCUGGUUUAAGCCUUCCGAGGAGAACAUGCACGCUGGUGUCUGUCUCCGUGUUGACAAUGGCCGCUUUCGUGUCUUUCCUUACGAGAAUCGCUACCUUGAACCUUUCGAGGCAGCUGUCCGCAUUCUCAACCCUGUCGUUGCUGUCAAGAUGAGAAGUGCUGCCAUCCACGCUGCACUAUCAACUGUCAGAGACGACCAGGAUGCCAUCUUCGUUGAUGGCGAUACUCGUAUUCAAAUUCUGGACACGAUGGCUUGGCUACCCCGCGCCGACAAGGAGCAAUGUGGUGCUUUCAUCCGCGACGAACGUGUACUCGUUGUUUGGUCCUACAAUCUCGACAAUAUCAUCCCGACCUGCCGGGACUUUGAGGACAAGCUGAUCAAAUUGGUUUGGACUCAGCGCUCUGCUUUCACCUCCCUCAGCCCUACCGUCGCGUCCUCGACUACCAACUCCGCCUCCGAUGUCAAUCUUACUGAAAAGCAAUCUGAGGUCGUCAACGAGAAAGAAGUGGAGGCGAUCAUCCAGCGGAAGAAGGAGUCCAGCCAACCGAAGAAGUCCCGAAGCUGGUGCGGUCUAUCGUACUGGGUCUCUGGCAAGAGCGACGCCGAGAAGGCUGUUAAUGGUCCUUCGUCGAGGCCAACACGUCUCCUGGCACCGUUUUACGGAGGACUUGCGGGUGGAUUGUCUGUUUAUUAUCUGGGAAGUGGUGUGAACACCAUGAUUCAAGAGAUCGUUCUCGAUGGUUCAUAUACCCGCCUUGCCCUCCUUGUGACCCUACCCUUCCUUUACUGCAUAUCUUUGUUCUUCUCCAUAGUUAUUGUCGGUAACGUGUCCAUGAUCAUCGGUCCUGUCGCUCAGUAUCAUGAGAAUUCGAAGUACUACUCUGCCAUCCCGCCCUCUCCCGACAAGGAUGUCGACAGCCGGCUCCCUCACAUCACCAUCGAGCUGCCGGUUUACAAAGAAAGCUUGUCUGAAACAAUUGCGCCUUCGGUCUACUCCAUCAAGAAGGCUAUGCAGACAUAUGCUCGCCAGGGUGGUACUUCCGCUAUCCUCGUUCAUGAUGACGGUCUCCAACUCAUCUCCGAAGCCGAGAAGAACGAACGUAUCCAGUUCUAUGCCGACAAUAACAUCGGAUGGGUCGCUCGCCCACCACACUCCAGUGCUCCGGAUGGUUACAAACGUGCUGGUCGUUUCAAGAAGGCGUCGAACAUGAACUAUGGUCUCGCACUCUCGCUCAAGCUUGAGAAGCACCUUGCCGAUCUCCUUGCUAAGGCUGAGGGGUCCGGCGAGGAUAUCGACGAGGAGGAAAACAUCGAGGAUCAGGCAUUGGAAUUGGCAAUCGAGGAGAUUUACGAGGAAAGUGGACGCCGCUGGAAGCCUUGGGCCUGCAACGGCAAAUCACUUCGCGUGGGUGAACUGAUCCUCAUCGUCGACGCCGAUACGCUUGUCCCCGAGGACUGUUUCCGUGAUGCUGCUCGAGAGCUCGCGGAAUGCCCCGAAGUCGCCAUCAUCCAACACGAGUCCGACGUUAUGCAGGUCGCCCACCACUACUUCGAGAACGGCAUUGCGCACUUCACUCGUCGUAUCAACAGGGCUAUCUCACUCGGUUGCUCCAAUGGAGAGAUUGCACCCUUCGUCGGUCAUAAUGCCUUCUUGCGGUGGUCUGCUCUUCAGGAGGCUGCCUUUGUCGACCCUGCUGACGAUAUUAAGAAAAUCUGGUCGGAGACAAACGUCUCAGAAGACUUCGACAUGGCUUUACGUUUGCAACUCAAAGGGUACAUCAUUCGUUGGGCGACGUACUCCGACGGUGGAUUUAAGGAGGGUGUCUCCUUGACCUGCGACGAUGAGUUGAAUCGUUGGCAGAAGUACGCAUACGGUUGUAGUGAACUGAUCUUCCAACCUCUCAUCGAGUGGUGGAGAUCAGGCCCGAUCACCAAGCAACUCCGCAUUUUUGUGUGGUCUGAUGCACCUAUACACUACAAAAUCAGUAUGCUGUCUUAUAUGUUUUCUUACUAUGGUAUUGCCAUUGGACUAGUACUUUCACUCGCAAACUAUCUUCUUCUCGGAUGGGGCUACGAAGUGGAUGGAUUCUAUCUCAGGAGUUUCGAGAUCUGGCUUGCUUGUGCUAUCGUCUUCCCUUGCGCGGGUAACAUUGGUUACAUCCUCCUUGAAUACCGUCUCGGACACCGGAGUCUCUUGGAUUCGGCAUGGGAGACACUGAAAUGGGUUCCAUUCUUCUUCUUCUUCUUUGGUGGUCUCAGCAUUCACCUGUCCCAGGCCCUCCUUGCGCACAUGUUCUCCUACAACAUCACUUGGGGCGCAACUAAGAAGGAAGUUGAGCGGUCGAAUUUCUGGCUUGAAGUUCCCAAGAUCAUCAAGCGUUUCUGGAUGGCAUUGGUCAUGUGCAUCGUGAUCGCUGCUGCGAUGGCAAUUCUGUCAACCAAUCUCAUUCCAUCGGGUUGGCGCAUUCCUGGAAGUGAUUGGGCCGUCAUUCUUCCUCUUGCACUUUGUAUUGGGUGCCAUGCGCUCUGGCCUAUCGUCUUAAACCCUUGGCUUAUGAUCUUCUCGUACUGAACCUCAUGCCGUGCUCACGCCCGUAUUCACGAGUCUCACUAUUUUCAUUACGUCAUCGUUGGAUUCAAGAUGCACGAUGUACUUACACUCUUUUGGACUUUAGUGAUGGGGUCACAAUGUUUCCCACUCACGGACUGAUGUAUCGCUUUCCUCACUCUGUCCUUUCCCUCCGUCGUCUCUGUCGUACAUGUUUAGAGUUUCUGUUUAUACCUCACUGUCGCUUACUUGGGUCUAGGGUUGUCAUUUCUCGGGAUCUUAGGAUAAUUGGGAGUUUCUCCUUCUAUACGCACCUUUGCCUUGAUAGACUGUAUAGCUACUAUUCGUGUAUUAAUCAUAACACCAUGCAUAGUUUCCAUUGAGCAUCGU